AUGCUUCAUAUUAAUCGGUGUCAGCAUUUGAAACUAAUAACCAAGACAUAUGGUUCUCUUAUGCAUUUUAAAGCAAAUAGACACCUAAAGUUGAUUCUUCCAAGAGCCUUUACAUUUAGAGAAUUAAAGAAGUCAUGGUUCUCAACCUACUCUCUCCUUGGAGACAGAAAUAUUUUACUGAUGGGACCUCCUGGUGCUGGGAAAACAACAGUCGGCAAAAUAAUAGGUCAGAAACUAGCUUGUGGUGUUAUAGAUGUGGAUAAUGAUAUCCUUGAAACAACGUGGAAUAUGACUGUGGCUGAAAAAUUGAAGGAAGUUGGUCAUGAGCAAUUUUUAGAAGAGGAAGGAAAAGUGCUGUUAAACUUUGUUGCAUCUGGAGCUGUAAUUUCCCUUUCUGGGUCUAAUCCAUUGCAUGAUGCUACCAUGUACUAUCUGAAGAAAAAUGGAAUAGUUGUGUAUCUGGAUGUACCUGUGAUAGAUCUAAUUAAUCGUCUGAGUUUAACGAAGAUUGAUCGAAUUGUGGGCCCUAACUCUGGAAUGCCUCUGAAAGAAGUACUUCAGUAUAGGAGACAAGUCUAUAAAAAAUGGUAUGAUAUUCGUAUAUUUUGUGAAGAUGGAGCAUCUGCAGAGGUAAUAGCUGAUAAAGUCUUUGAUGCAGUUAAGAGGUAUGAAGAUGUUGAUUCAGAAACAUUUGUUUCAACUAGAUAUAAGCCCAAAGGCUCUGAAGAAAAAGUUUCCACAAAACACUUUAGUGAAGCUGUCAUUGAGGGAUUAGCUUCUGAUGGUGGACUCUUUGUUCCUCGGAAGGAAUUUCCAAAAUUAAACUUUGUAGAAUGGAAAAGCUUGGUAGGAGCAACUUAUGUAGAAAGAGCACAGUUAAUAUUGGAGAGGUGUAUACAUCCUGUUGACAUACCUGCUUCCAGGUUGGGAGAAAUGAUUGAAACUGCUUAUGGAGAAAACUUUGCCUGCUCUAAAAUUGCCCCAGUAAGGCAUCUUUGGGGCAAUCAGUUCAUUUUGGAAUUAUUUCAUGGACCAACAGGGUCCUUUAAAGAUUUAUCGUUACAACUACUGCCACAUCUGUUUGCGUACUGCAUUCCUCCAACUUGUAAUUAUUUGGUCCUUGUAGCCACUUCUGGAGACACAGGGAGUGCUGUGUUAAAUGGUUUUAGUCGUCUUCCUAGCAGUGAUAAGCAAAGAAUAGGUGCGGUCACAUUCUUUCCUGAAAAUGGAAUCAGUGAUUUUCAGAAAGAACAAAUAAUUGGAAAUCAGAGAGAAAAUGGGUGGGCAGUUGGUAUUAAGUCAGAUUUUGACUUUUGCCAGACAGCUUUAAGAAAAAUGUUUAAUGAUUCUGAUUUUACUGGAUUUCUGACAAUAGAAUAUGGAACAACCUUGAGUUCAGCUAAUUCCAUAAACUGGGGCCGAUUGCUUCCCCAGGUAAUUUAUCAUGCUUCUGCAUAUCUUGAUCUUGUUAGUCAAGGAUUUAUUUCUUUUGGAAGUCCAGUAGAUGUCUGUAUUCCCACAGGAAACUUUGGUAACAUAUUAGCAGCAGUAUAUGCCAAAAUGAUGGGAAUCCCUUUUCGGAAAUUUAUUUGUGCUUCUAAUAAAAACCAUGUUUUAACUGAUUUUAUAAAAACAGGACUCUAUGAUCUAAGGAAAAGGAAACUGGUACAGACUUUUUCUCCAUCUUUAGAUAUUCUGAAAUCUUCCAACCUGGAACGACACUUACACUUCGUGACUGAUAGAGAUGGAAAAUUGAUGUCAAAAUUAUUUCAUCAGUUAGAAAAUCAGCAGCACUUUCAGCUAGAAAAGAUCCUAGUUGAAAAACUUCAGCAGGAUUUCAUAGCUGAUUGGUGUUCUGAAGAGAACUGCCUAGCUGCUAUUAAUUCUACAUAUCAUACUUCAGGGUACAUUUUAGACCCUCACACUGCUGUUGCUAAAGUAGUUGCAGAUAAAGUACAAGACAAAACUUGCCCAGUGAUCUUGGCUUCUACAGCCCAUUACUCUAAGUUUGCUUCUGCUAUAAUGCAGGCUUUAAAGAUUCAAGAAAUAAAUCAGACUUCAUCAGGUCAGCUUAGUUUACUAAGUUCAUACAAUGCUUUGCCUCCGCCACAUGAAGGCUUGUUAGGGAGAAUAAAACAACAAGGGUCAGAUUAUCAAGUCUGUGCCCCUGAUGUGAAUAUCCUGAAGGAACAUCUAGAAACACUUAUACAAAAGCAUUUCAUGAAAGUUUCCUAA
Gracilinanus agilis (Agile Gracile Mouse Opossum) is the source of this 2235-nucleotide messenger RNA. It is a transcript of the gene THNSL1, whose product is annotated as threonine synthase like 1. The record is from RefSeq and is a predicted model, not a curated record. Lineage: Eukaryota; Metazoa; Chordata; Mammalia; Didelphimorphia; Didelphidae. The coding region runs from base 1 to 2235 and encodes 744 amino acids. The transcript has a single exon. Gene Ontology annotation, cellular component: cytoplasm.